AUGAGCAUGGGCGAAGCAACGUUGAGUUUCGUAGGCUGCCUGCGUAACAGCUACAACCACAAGGGGGCAGUGUGUAGGAGGACCCGAUUCGCAGGGUAUCCGUCGAUUGACUUUUACCUGAAUCGGUACACCUUCGCUUAUGGCGUCAGCGACAGGAUACUGGUUCGAAUCUCCUUGGGUGCACACUUUUUCUCCUGACUUGGAUAUUUUCCCAAGGACACAAUGUGUGUCAGUCCUGAGAACACCUCUUGGAGUCGAUCCUACAAAGAACCUUGUGACACUUCCAUCGAAUUACCCAUCCUGGCCACAAGAGGUUCCCAGUUGAGGGUAAAUUCUGU
Messenger RNA from Ectocarpus sp. CCAP 1310/34, 338 nucleotides. NCBI's taxonomy places the organism in Eukaryota, Phaeophyceae, Ectocarpales, Ectocarpaceae. The record is from the annotation of a GenBank genome assembly.